Aureobasidium pullulans EXF-150 is the source of this 2357-nucleotide messenger RNA. RefSeq lists its product as uncharacterized. The coding region runs from base 240 to 2357 and encodes 705 amino acids. NCBI's taxonomy places the organism in Eukaryota, Fungi, Ascomycota, Dothideomycetes, Dothideales, Saccotheciaceae. Gene Ontology annotation, cellular component: cytosol; endocytic vesicle. The record is from RefSeq and is a predicted model, not a curated record. Gene Ontology annotation, biological process: vesicle-mediated transport. The transcript is spliced from 2 exons. Gene Ontology annotation, molecular function: small GTPase binding; guanyl-nucleotide exchange factor activity.
CAAAAGGUGGGGUUGUUCCGAGUCAAUGGUGCACGCCGGACUGCCUUCAGGAGGACACACGACAUGUGCAACUCUUAGACGCACGAUUAUCUGUCUGACUUGGCCAUCUUUCACUCUGUAUGACACCCUCUUCAUAACUUUCGCUUAAGCUAAACGGUCUUUCUCCUCGACGGCUGUCAUUGUAACUUCGGCGAGCUUAGCGGUACCUCUUCCUGUACCGACCCUGCAGAUCAUCAACAAUGUCCAACUCGUCCUCUCCAAAACAGGCCCCUAGGCCACGCCCUCUCCAUGUUUCUCGCUCCUUUACACGUCUCGAUCCCAAUCCGGAGUCCCUUCCGGCUUCUCCUUCUCGCGCCCGAGCCAGUACCAUCCAGACAAUACCCGAAGCAAAGGACAUGACCUCUUUCUCACACGGCGAUGUUUUCGAGAGCGUCGAAGAAGAUAGCCAUGAGGAACCUGCUGUCAAUGUACCCCCUACUUUCGACCAACUUCCAAUCGAGAUCCGAAGCCUGAGCGAGAGGUUCCUCAAGUCUCUCUCCGUCAAGACACACGCAAAUCCCCUGAAUAUCGAUACCAUCUCCGAGCUAUUCCAAGAUUUCUACGAACAAGCCGAAUCACACAUCUCAACACACAUCGCAACCCUUUCCACACGCCUGUCUAGAGAGAAGUCUCCGUCACGCUCAGUAGCUUCGAAGGCCUCGAAUGCCACACUCAAGGGCAGAAAGCAGAGUGCAGACCAGAACGCUUCUCCGAAUGGCCAGGGUGAACAGCAGAUGUUGACAGCUUCCGAGGUCGCCGAUCGUCGUAAAGCCCGUCGGGAUCUGGAGAUUAAGAGACUGGCUCUGGAGGAAGCUGUAGAAAGAGCCGUGUGUGAGAAGGUUUAUGAUCGGAUAUACAGACACAGAAGUGCCGAUGAUGAGGAAAGAGAUGCAAAGCUUCGUUCGAGAACUGCUGCUUUGUCGCUGGUCGGCAUCGGCUUGAAAGAGUUGCACGUCGACAUUGAACCAGCCAAAGGCAACGGCUUACCGACUGAUGAGAAAGAGCUGCAUGAGGAGAUAUUCAAAUUGCUUGCACCCGCAAGAGAACACCUACAACGCAUGGACGACCAUCGCUAUCCUCUCGGAAAGCUCCAAAUGCUUACUGAAGCACACAAGAGCAUUGUUGAGACUUUAUCUCGCAUCUUUCCUUCUACCUCUUCUGCUGAUGAGGUUCUGCCGACUCUGAUCUACACCUUGAUGACUUCGGAUCCGGAGACUAUCAACGUCAUCAGUAACCUACAUUUCGUUCAGCUCUUCCGUGCCCGUGCAAAGGUUGAUGGUGAAGCUGCUUACUGUCUGGUCAACCUGGAAGCCGCCAUCUCGUUCCUCGAAACCGUUGAUCUAUCUUCUCUGCGAGCAGACGAAGCUCCUCAAGGCCGUCUCCAUCCCGAAACUCGCCAUGAGAGACCUACCAACUUUGCCCGUCCUUCCAGUCCCAAAUCUUUAGCUCCUGGUUUGACCACCACAUCAGCCAUCUCCUCCGAUCUGAGUCCAGGAGACACCUCCCUCAAACCACUUCCUUCACCCAAUACUCUUGCCAAUAAUCCAGUGCGACCUGGCUUUACACAGCGACGUUUCUCAUCUUUGAUCCAAGCACAAGCCGAACGCAUCGAAGCUGGGCGAGAAGAACUUCUCAACUCGGCUGAUCAGGCAUUCGACGCUAUCAACUCGACCCUCGAAAACAGCUUUAAGUUUCUGUUUGGUCGUAUGAAGGAGCAAGGUGCUGGCACUGAGGAUUCUCCCAUAGUCAUGCCCAGAACUCUCGAAGAUGCUCGCAAGCUCGUAAGCUCCCCGCCUUUGGUGCCCAUGGACAGCCAUCCAAACUUUGCAGAGUCGCUCUCAGCAAGUCCGACUGCCGACCCACUUUCAGCGCCUCGUGUGGACAACACAAUGCUAAACUUGGUUGGUGGUCGCUUGCGUGAACGCAGUGUGGACAGCAAUCGCAGUGCCAGUAGUGGCAAACGCGUCAUCUUCGCCGAAAAGCCAAAUGCCGCGCUUAUCAACAACUCCAUCUCAUCCUCGCUUCCGACACAGUCCGCCGUCGAAUCUAUGGGCAAUCUCAUGAACUCAAUUAACCCUUUGUCCCGCUUCGGCGGAUUCGGGAAAUUCGGACGUUCAGCUUCUGCAACAAAUAACGUGCAACCAGAAACCGAUCUCGAUACUCUAGAGGCUUUGGCAGCACUGAAAAAGGCCACACCGCCUGUACAGAAAUUCAUCGAUGCAAAGAAUGCUCAGGACUUGAGAAUCAAAGAUGUUGAUGAGUUAUUGAGGGAUUAUCAGAGGCUGGCUGCUUUGAUCAAGGAGACAAUCAAUGCAUAG